AUAAUCCAUUCUGCAAAAUUAUACACACUCUCUCUCUCUCUCUCUAAUGUCCCCCUCUACUCUCUCUUUCUAAACCACAUAACCUCACCACUCUUGUAUGCUCUGCUACUUCAAGUUGGAUUUGAAGAGAACACAAACAAGAGCUUGGUAAGCAAGAUGGUUGACAAGGAAGACUUGGUUUUGGCUCUGAGCUUGAGCUUUCCCGAGAAUCGUAGUUCACUACACCUGAAUCUGAUGCCUUCUGCAGUAUCUUCUUCUUCUCCUCCUCUUUCGGCCCCUUUCAAUCCUCACAAAACCUCAUGGAACGAUAUCUUCCCUUCCUUCGAUCGGAACUCGGAGAGUUGCAGAGUCGAUGCGAGAUCGUUUUUGAAGGGAAUCGACGUGAAUCGAACUCCGUCGACGGUGGAUUGCGAGGAGGAAGCGGGAGUUUCGUCGCCGAACAGUACGAUCUCGAGUGUGAGCGGGAAGAGAAGCGAGAGAGAGGCCAUUGGAGACGAGCACGAGAUCGAGAGGUCUUGUUCGCGUGGAAUCAGCGACGAAGAAGAUGGAGAUAACUCCAGGAAGAAGCUUCGUCUCUCGAAAGAUCAGUCGGCUGUUCUUGAAGAGAGCUUCAAAGAACACAACACUCUCAAUCCUAAGCAAAAGCUGGCUUUGGCUAAACGGCUUGGACUCAGAGCCCGUCAGGUGGAAGUUUGGUUUCAGAACCGAAGGGCUAGGACGAAGCUGAAGCAGACUGAGGUUGACUGUGAAUUCUUGAAAAGAUGCUGUGAGAACCUGACGGAAGAUAACAGGAGGUUACAGAAGGAAGUUCAGGAGUUGAGGGCACUGAAACUGUCCCCACAGUUCUACAUGCAAAUGACCCCACCCACCACCCUCACCAUGUGCCCUUCAUGUGAGCGUGUUGCUGUCCCACCAUCCUCCUCCUCCGCCCCUGCACCACCACCCCUCGACCACCGUCGGUCCCACCCCCAGCGGCCCAUCCCCAUCAACCCCUGGGCCACCCCCAUCCCAAUCCCACACCGGCCGCUCGAUCGUAAUAUCUUCGUCGAUCCAAGGGCGUAAUUGUCAUUUCAACAUCCUCAUCAUUGUCUCAGCAUAACCUUACGGAAUCUAUACGGAAGAAAUAUGAAGAAUUGCAGUAGUAAUAGCGUAGUACCACCAAGAGUAUCAAUGAGGGUCUAUGAUGUGGUUUGGUGGGUCUCAAUAUGUUUUGUUUUAUUGGACCCAUCAUCAUCUUCUUCUUCUUCUUUAAGUGACUAAUAUUUUUAGUUUAGUGGUUGUUCUUCUUAUUCUUAAGAAAGUGAGAGAAAAAAGAAAAAAUUGGAUGGGGAGUUUGGAUGUAAUGUAAAGUGCUGUGUCUAAUUAAAUUAAACUAAUUAUGUUUCUAAAGUUUAGUAUUUCAAGGACUAUGUCUACUAUGAUUGCAAAGCAA
Molecule: messenger RNA, 1432 nt
Organism: Camellia sinensis
Lineage: Eukaryota; Viridiplantae; Streptophyta; Magnoliopsida; Ericales; Theaceae
Product: homeobox-leucine zipper protein HAT4
Biological process (GO): regulation of DNA-templated transcription
Cellular component (GO): nucleus
Molecular function (GO): DNA-binding transcription factor activity, RNA polymerase II-specific; sequence-specific DNA binding
Source: RefSeq, a predicted model, not a curated record